Molecule: messenger RNA, 1888 nt
Organism: Marchantia polymorpha subsp. ruderalis
Lineage: Eukaryota; Viridiplantae; Streptophyta; Marchantiopsida; Marchantiales; Marchantiaceae
Source: the annotation of a GenBank genome assembly
UCGGUCGAUUGCUGCACUGAAACUUGUCAUCGUAAGAUCCCUCAGUCGGUGAACUUCAGAGAAUGGGUUUUGGGUUUGCCUGUGCGAUCACUUGCUCGUGUCCGGCGGUGCUCAGCGCAAUUCAGUUCGGGAUCAGUUCAUGACCUGAAUUGAGAGGAGAAAGAGAUUUUGGUGAAGUGGGUGUGAAGGGAGGCUCACGGCGGAGAUUGAUUUUGUCAAUGCAAUCAUCGGCAAGAUUGCUCGUGGGAGAGGCAUGGAAGAGGCAGUUCCUAUGGCAGAGGCACAUCCACCUUGGACAAUGUUUACAACGAUUGCGUGUGUACUCCAGCCUUGCCACCAACGAUGGAACUGUAACAUACCUUCGCAACGCGGAGACGGGUGCGGAGUUGUAUCUCGUUGGUACCGCCCAUGUCUCUGCCAAAAGUGCGGAAGAAGUUAGGCAGGUUAUUCUUCAAGUGAAGCCUGACACAGUCGCCGUGGAGCUUUGUGCCGAGAGAGCGAGGAAAUUGAUGGCUGGCGAGGAACAUAAAAUUCAAAAUCUCCUUCGUGAAUUUCUCAACUUUCCUGGUGGGAUCGGACAAAAGCUAGUGCACAUUGCCACAAAAUCUGUUUACACCCUACUUCGGAACACUGGUUUAGAACCUGGUAAAGAGUUCAAGGUUGCAAUAGCAGAAGCGCAGCAAUUGGAAUCGAAUAUUGUCUACAUUGAUCAAGACUUUAGGGUAACGUUCAAGAGGAUAGCGGACGAAAUGACUUAUCAAGAUGUAUUCAAGCUUCUGACCAAGCAGACUUCAGACAUGCCUGCGGAACUUUUACGAGAGUUCGAGAAGGGGGACUUUGUCGAAGGGGUUGAAAUGUUGAAGACCAGAGAGAAUGUAAGAGUGCUAAUGAAGGGCAUGGAGGAAGUUUUCCCAAACUUGGUUAAGGUGCUCAUCCAUGAGAGAGAUGAGCUGAUGUUUAAAAAUCUGCGUCAGUGUAAAGGUACCGUCGUCGGCGUCGUCGGUAUGGCACAUAUGGAUGGUAUCGAACGCCUCUGGAAGAAGCGUGACACUUGAUUAGAAUUUGCCAAUCAGGAGAUGAGGAAGAUUAGUCUACACUUGACGUUUGAGAAAGAAAGCAAGCAAGACUCUCCAUAAGGGCUCUUUUCAGAAGCUGAUCUUCAAGUUAUGGCAAAGAGAGAAUAGCAGAAAAGCCAUGUUAACGAGACUUUUUGCCGAGGGGGAGUUGACUUACAGGAUACCUGGGGAUGUGAAUUUGUAAAACACGAACAUCAGAUCGUGAAGAAUGGCUGCUUGAUUGCAGCUAGUUACGCAGAGUACCCUUGAAAGGAAGGAAGAAUUGUCCUGGGAUGGAGUAUAUUGUUGGUAGCAGUAGGAACACAGGAAAAGUUUUGGGAAGAGAAGUUUAUCAAAUCAUAACCUUGACCAUAGACUGGACCAAGAUUUCACCCGCUUGAAAAGAUUAUUAUCUGUACAGCUGUUGAGGCAACGCAGGUUGAGAGUUUUGUUCCGUGUCUGAACUCACAAGCUGAAAACGGUAUGGUUGAGAAAUCGUCUCUACAGAAGCAAGCAGAAGCAAGACUAGUAACCCGAACAUUGUUACUACUCUCGCUUGAGGGAAACAGAUCAGAAAAGGUUUUCAUUUCACUACCACAGGUUUUAAAUCGAAUGACGAUGUAUCGGUGUAGCUGUUGAGGUAGAUUAUUGAUCUGCGCUCUCCCUGUGGGCGUUGCAUUUUUUUUAGUGCACUAGGGUUACUCCUCAUUUCCUUUCUUAAUAAUUUUUCUGUUUGUGGAGAUUGCCACAUUUGUAAAGGAGGCUUAAAUCAGAUUCUCCAUUGGAGUUUGCUUCAUAUGAUCCACGAGUAAAGAAUGUGGCAGCUUUUAAAG